This is a messenger RNA of Sus scrofa (pig), 6755 nucleotides long. NCBI's taxonomy places the organism in Eukaryota, Metazoa, Chordata, Mammalia, Artiodactyla, Suidae. The record is from RefSeq and is a predicted model, not a curated record.
AGCGGGCGUAUUUUGGAAACAAUACCGCGAGGUGCUGAGUGGCCUCCUCCUGCGCCCGCCCGCCCGCUGCUGCCGCCGCCCCUGUCCGCGCCUCUCGCCUCCCGCCACAACCCGCUGGGCUUUCCCUUCCUUCCCAAUUGAGUUUGGGCGCCAAGCCCCCGAGUGCUCGUCACGCUGGACCCUGGCGCGGAGCCCUGGCAUCACGACUCGGAGGCCGAGACUCUCUCCUGGAGUCACCCAGGUCUGCUGUGUGUUGUGUGAAUGCAUGAGUAUGUGUGUGUGCAUUCCCAGAUUUUAGCCCUUGUUGGAGAUUCAGAAUGUCUGGCUACUGCUUUCUGUUGGGAGGAGUCCGAAUUCAGCACCCCUGUUAAGAGUACUAAGGGCUGGGCUCCUGCAGCCUUUAGGUCCCCUUGCUAGGAAUAAAGCCUCCUCUGGUAGUGCUCUUAGGAAGUCCUCUCCUCCACUUUGGACACCCCACUUCAGCUCAGAGGAAGGGGAGGAGAGGGGUCUCUUUACUGUACCCCAGUUUACACCUGACUUUUUCUAGCACCCCUGCGGAGGCUCCCACCUGCAGAAGAGCCACCUGCAGUUCCUGUGGAGAGUGGGAAGGGUCCCCCCCCACGCUUGCCGGGCCACACCCUCUGGCUGCACCUCCCCCAUUGUCCAGCCCAUGCCAGGGUUGAACUUUGGGGCUUUGCUGGGAGGUGUUGGGGGAGGUGAUAGUCUUCAAAGGAAAACUGCAGACAAUGAGUCCUGCUUGUGAUUCGCUUUGGAGGGCCCCAUCUUAGCUUGGGAUAGCCUUGCAGAGAGGAGGUGGAAGGGCAGAAGGGGAAGCCCCUGCCAGGUGACUGGCUGGACAGCCUUUGGUCCUUUCAGAGGGAAACCCUGUUUUCUGGUACCAAUAAGCUGGAGAUCUCUCACCUCCUUUUGGGAAGUGCAAAGAAUACCAUGUGUCUGUUUUGCCCUCUUUCUCCAGGAAAGAGGGCAGAGAUGGGACCAUAGAUAGCUAAGGACAAGAUUGGAUGGAGGGAGGGUUGGAGCAAGCACCCCAGAGAGCUUGCAUUUGAGAAAGCCAAGAUUUGCAAAUUGAACUGAGAUUUCUUUAAGUACUUUAGCAACCCACAGACCAUUUGGCUUGUUCUUCAAAGGCAAAAGACUGGGGAUAGAAUUAAAUCUGGCAGUGACAAACAUUGUCUCUCUGUACCCUUAAUUGUUCAGGUGGUUGCUUUUCUGACUGCCCCAGGGACCCUAAGGGGUUCCUGGUGUGUGUUUAUAGGGGGUUGGCUUGGGAACUUCAGAUGCUGUGUGGCUCCAAGCUGAGACUUCCAAGAGCCAUCAGGUGGAGCAAGUGGAACUUCUUUAUCACCAAGAAACUCCUAUCAACAACCUGAGUAGUUUGGGCAGCGAGUGAGGUCACAGAGAGAGGGCUGAAUUUCACUUCCUUCUGUGAGGCAGGUUGUACCAAGCUCAGGUUCAGCACUGGCAGGAAUGGUAGGCUAUGGGGAGAGAUUUGAAGUCAUGAAGACUAGUGAGUAGCCUGAACUGGAGGAGGCUAGCCACUUUGCUGGCUGCUGGACCUCCCCUUUAAGGCUAAGCUGUGGUGGGCAGACAGCUCUACUCUGCUGAGAGGGCAGCUGCAAUGACUAACUUGGGUUUUUCUCCCCUCUCUCUCCCAGGACACACUCUUACCACAUCGUGGAGCCUGUUUGUUGUGUUGAGCAAGCAGGGGGUGGAGACUAGCGUCUUGGGCGGGGCUUAGCCCGUUUGGAGGGAACCUGGCCGCCCUGGGAUUGCUGGCUUUUGUUUUUGCUUCCGAGCCUGGAGCUCAGCUCAGACUCAGAUGAGAGCUUGGUGGUUCCUCCUCAGGCCAGUGAGUGAGUGAGUGUGUGUGUGUGUGUGUGUGUGUGUCUGUGUGUUGUGAGCACUUUGUGUACAGCCAGUCACAGCGCCCUCUGCCCUCCCACAGCCACUCACAGAGCCUAGUCUUGUUGACAUUUCUCCAGGUACCUUGCCUGCUUGUAGCAGCUGAUCAUAGCCCUGCUAUUGCUCAGAGUCAAUAGCAGUCAAACUGCACAACCGUGACCAGCCUGGGUCAGAAGGGGCCAAGGGGAGGGUGGCUUUGAAGGGGCCCAGGGAAGAGGUGUGAAGAGUCCCAGCACAGCAAGGCAGCCCCCAUUUGGGGCAGGAGUCACCCUUGGCAGUGUGCUUUGUCUCCAGGGUUAUCUGUCAUUGUUACCUGACCCCACUUCUCCAGAUAAGAAGGGGGAGCAGGAAAGAAGGAAGGGAAGGGGAGUCCUUCCAGGUUUAGCCUGGGUGGGGGGCAGCCUCCCCGAUGCUUGCAUUGCACCCUAACAGGGGAGAUGGAGCCACCUCAGUGUGUGGAGGAGCUGGAGGAUGAUGUGUUCCAGCCAGAGGAAGGGGAGCCGGGGACCCAGCCCAGGAGGGUCUCUGCUGACCCGUUUGUCCAGAGCCAGCUGGACUGCCCCCUCAGCCGUCUGCAGCUCUUCCCUCUCACGCACUGCUGUGGCCCUGGGCUUCGACCCACCAGCCAGGAAGACAAGGCCACCCAGACUCUCAGUCCAGCCUCCCCGAGCCAGGGUGUCAUGCUGCCUUGUGGGGUGACUGAGGAACCCCAGCGACUCUUUUAUGGCUUGCCCCUUGGCGAACAGCCCCCCGAAGGGCAGUGGCAACAUCGAGCAGAGGUACAGAUUGCCCGAAAACUUCAGUGCAUUGCAGACCAGUUCCAUCGGCUUCAUAUGCAGCAGCACCAGCAGAACCAAAAUCGUGUGUGGUGGCAAAUCCUCCUGUUUCUACACAACCUCGCUUUGCAUGGAGAUGAGAACAGGAAUGGGGCAGGUCCCAGGUGAGGCUGGGCUGCCCUCUUCGCAUGGGGCACCACGGAAGGACAUCGGCAAGGACUGACACUGUGUUUUAGGAAGUCGUUAUCAUUUUGUGGUUUUUAUUUUAAUAAUUCCCCUCUGUGUACAUAAGACAUACCCAAGUGGGACCUUUUUCCCUGUUCAGGGCCUCAACCAGGAAUGGGGGGCCUUUGUCAAACACUGUUGAAGUAGAGGCUGAUGUGUCUGUGAUGUGGGAACCCCCAAGGGCUUGGACAAGGAGAUCCUCAGUCCUCAGUGGUUGAAGACGACCGGCUAGUGAUGUGCCCCAGCGAGCGGACUGUGGUUUUGCCACAGGAACUUGGUUUGACUCCUGGUUCCACCAAAUCUAUCAGCCUUCCGCCAUGGAUGGGACCCAGAUCUGACGGUCACACUGCUUUAACUAACCCCCCCCAGGGCCUCAGCCAGGGGCUUUCCAGCUGUGCAUGGCAACCUCUCUAGGCUGGUCAGCCAGUUCUGUGUCUGGGUUCUCAUGGGGCCCAGCCAUCACCUGCCCCAAGGGCUCAGGGAUUCUUGCCCAGCCCUUGUCAUCUCCAGCAGACCUCAGGGAGGGUUGGGUUUCUCCAAGGGCCCCUUAAACAUGCCGCAAAAAUGAAUCAAAUUUCUGGGUCGACCUUAUGUCUGACUUGGUCCCAUUUGGAAGCUCCAGGAAUGGUCCCAAGGUGCAGAACCACUGCCACCUCUGGCUGCCGGGGACUGGCUGGGUGUCAACCCAUGGAUGAGCCAAAUAGCCAGUCAACGUGCUGUAGCCAGCAGCUGUGCCUUUGUUAGCGCUUCUUUCAAAAGACCCAGCCAACAGACUACAUCCCACCCCCAGUGGCAGCACUCUAGGGCCCAAAGGGACAAGAUUGCAGUGGUGCUGGGAAACAUGGUGGCCACCCCACCUGUAAGAAGCAGCCCUGGAGGAACCCAGCCCCCUUGGUUUCCUUGGAAACCACAUACCUCCUCCCUUUUAUCCCCAUUCCUUUCUUACACCUAGUGGGAUACAGGAAGAAGCCAGCACACUGGCUUUGUCAGCUGAAAUGUGUCUUUUAGAGUAACAGAGAUUAGAGUGCCGAACCGUCAAAGCUGGGUACACAUUUCCUGUCUUCCCUCAACUUCCAGCCAGGCUAGAAAGGCGUGCUCUGGAACUCAGCAGGAUCAGCUGCCUCUGAACUUCGCUUCUCUCCCUGCUGUGGCACUAAUGGAGAGAAUUUAAAGCAACCAGUCUGGCAGCUCUGAGAGCAGACUGGUAAUCUGAAAAGAACCAGGGAAUCUGUUAACCAGACACCUAGAAAUUACAUUUAUCAUUUUUGCAUAUGCAAGAAAAGUUAACCUUGGUGCUAACAGUGAAGUAAGGCCCAAAGAAAAGAUAGUUUCCCUGGGCAGAGAAGACCCCAGGGCUACCCAAGAAAAUUGGAGGAGUCCAGGGUAGACUCUCAAAUCUAAACAAGCCCAGGCUCCUCUAAUUCUGCAGAGAGGAGAUCUUCGUUACUGUUGAAGGACACAUCGAUCUUCUGGAUGUAUGGUUGGGCAGGUUGUUCACUGCACAAGGGCACCUGCAGAGGAAGAUAAUGGAAGCUAGGAUCCAGCCCAUGCUCUGCUCACUAAGCUCUGUGCCCUCAUGUAGGGCUGUGUCUCACAGGAAAGCGUGCCUUUCCUAAUUUGCACAGAGGUGCCCUCUGGGCUCACAGUGCCUCAGAGGAGAGGGGCUUCAAACUGUGCAUUAGCCUUUGUUUUGUUCUGCUUCGAUGUCCUGGAGGUGUUAACCUGUUCUUGGCCAGAAUCAUAUUCUCAGGGUGUGUACCAUGGUUUGUCUGCUAAGAAGAUGGGUUCCUCCUUAUCAGAAGGAAUCCAGGAAACAGGCGUGAAGACUGGCACUGGGACAUGCUGGCCAUUGUGCAAUCCAGCUUUCCCAUUUUUCCAUUUUUUUGAUGUGCAUAGGACAUGUGUUAUUUUCCCCUCUUCUGGACCAUGGCUGUGAGGGGCAGGCUGCUGGUAUAUGUUUGAGUGAUACACACAAGAAAACCAGGAUUGUUUCUACCAGCCGCUUUUACCCUCUCUCAGCAGACUUUCCACGUGAUAAGCGAAGGAGCAAGUAGCUGGUCCAGGCCUUACUGCUGAGAUAAAACCAGCUUCAGAGACCUUGCCAGGUGUGGGCAGGAUGUCCUGUGGCCUGUCCUGAGAACUGAGCCCAGACUUUGAUGAGCUCACAUGAACAUCCAGCCUAGGGUGUGAUGGAGAUUGAUCUGACUGCACUGUCUCCAUCUUCUGUGAAGCCAGCAAUUCACUCACUAUCCGAAGCAAGCCAGGGCAAAAUGUAAAAUGUCCCUCCUCCCUCCUCCCCUCCGAACCUGAGAGGUAACUGGGAGAGUAGCCCCAGGAGGGAGAGAGGUUCCUCCUGGCUGACUGUUUUUAAUUGGCCUGGUGAUGGAGACUGGCCCCUUCCCCCUCUGCCUAGUGAAUUGGUCUGAACAUUCCUCAGGUCCAACCUCAGGGGACACAUCCCUCCCCCUGGGCCCCCUCUCCCCCUCCCCCACCCCCAGGAGCUUGGCUGUCUCUGGUUAGUGGGUGGAGAAUCUGAUUUAGAGGGAGAGAGAGUCUGACCUGGCUCCUGACCUGUAACCAGCUGAAGACUUGUGGAGCUUUUGUGGUUUGCUGGUGAGGGUGGGGGGAGGCAGUGGGAGGCGGGCUGGAAACCUCCUCCAUGGGUAGGAACGCCCUGGAGGAAGGGAAGCCUGAUAUUCAGGGUCAAAACAGCCCUUCUAAUUCAGAACCCCAGCAUAGGGGUUUCUGGAAGCCAGUAGACAGAACUGGGGAGGGAAUUCCCUCUGGCCAGCCUGGCCCCUGCCUUUGCCUUCUUCAGAGUCUGAGCUGCUGGAGAGCUGGCCCUGUGGCCUUUUUCCUGCUCAGUCUGAGAAAAAUAUCACCUCCCAGUGCCCUCAUGAGCCCCUAAGGAAGUGGGUCUGUGGUGGGGGCUUAUGUGGCAGGCAUGUUCCAAGUGCUCAGAGGGGCCUGCUGACUUGUCUUUCUGUCCCCAGCAACCCAGCCCCAUCCAAGGGUGGGUCUGGCCUGGGUAUGGCAGGGAAGGGGUUGUUGGGGAUAGUCCAGCCAGGGCCUCCACUGGAGUCUGGGGGAGCCACUGUGACUUUCCUGGUCAGCAAGGAGCACGCUGAGAACUUGAGAGCUUGUCUCAUUUGAGGGGAUUUGAUAAAGUGGAAUAGGGGGUGUGGAGAGCAGCAGAAGCAGGUGCUUCGGAUGCUGUGGGCUCUGUGGGGUUUCUGCAAACCAGUGCUGCAGCCCAGGCCAGUGGAAGCUUUGGAGCCCUCUGUGUGUAGGCGGGGACUCCUUGGUGAGAGACCAUGCUGGCCAGACUCGUUCUGGCAAGGAGUUAACCCGUCAGCCGGUGAAGCCUCUGGGGAAGCUGUGGGUAGUUGGCACUUCAGGGCUGGUGGGGACUAUGAGCCUUGAAGGAAUAGAGAAAGCUGUGCUCUUCCACAGAUGUGUCAGCUUCUGGGGCUGAAGGUGCUCAGGCCCAUGCAGGCUUCUGUCUGCAUAGCCUCAAUCUCUGCACUGGAGCCAGCGCCUCUCCCUGCUCUGAGAGCAUUGCCCACCGGGCUGCCCCCAUCCCUGGGUCCGCAGGGACUGCCAGGGGGAGACCCAGUGAGAAUGUAGCAUUUUGUCCACCCCAGAUUAGCUGUCCUGGGUUCUAGGCCUUCCGCCUCUGGAGGAGAAACAGGAGAGAGGGGGAGGGGAUAGGAACCCAUUGUUUUUAAACCUGUACAGAAUAUUUGGCUUUAUGUUUUUCACAUGCAUAUAUGUGUGUGUAUCUUUUCCCCAUCAAUUGGUACAAUUUUUAAUAAAACCAUUUAAAGCAAA